UAUAAAAUUACUAUUUAUAUAGCGUAAUAUUGAAAUUAAUAUUAAAUUAUUGCUCAAAGUCGACAAUAUGAUAUACAUAGGUUGUAAUACAUGUAAUAGCGGAUAUAUAUAAUAAUAUGUACAUGUAAUAAGUUGUAAUAAGUUCAUUUAUGUUUUCUUUAAAAAGCACGUCAAGUGUUAUUAUUAUUACAUAAAAUCAAAUGAUUGAUUGAACCAACGAGUAAUUUAUUUAUCUCACUUUAUUGUAAAUGCAGAUACAUGUAUUGCUUCUGUAUUUAAAAGAAUGAAUUUACUACAAAUUACAAUAAUUGCUAAAAAAAUCUCGCACAAAAGAAAAUACCAUGUAUUAUUAAUAUUUUAUUUAUGGAAUGAGUUAUUUAUAAAAUUUCCCGCGUUCGAUGCGCAGAUAAUACUGCACAUUCCACGAUGCUGCCACUGGUGAGGUAUUCGUGAAGUUGUUUACAGCCCCGUGCAUUCAAACACCGGAAAGAGGUAUGGGUAUGAGCAAGUUCAUCGGGUUCGUCGUGGGUGGCCUGGAAGCGAACGGAACGUGUGUGUGGUCCGAGCGUUCGUAUACUGGAUGCGACUGUCGCGAGCGUAGAAGAUGCAAGACGCUUUGUCCGAACGAAACGGAGAGCCUUCUCCGUGGCACUGCAUAGUCGUUCAGAAAAUAAUUGGCGUGUAGUUUUAAGUGAUGCGUCCGAAGAUGACGCUCCUAUUGAUUUAUUAUUUUUUAAUCUUUCAUCGAGCGUCGUCGGAACUGGCGCACGGGUUCCCUACUAAUUCGAAUAGUAAUAAUGAAACAUGGAAACAUGGUUUAGAAUUGAGUCCCAGGCACAGGAUUAAGGAUUCCACUUAUCUGCUGGACAGAUACCCCAUGAGAGAAUUACCACCUGAUUCUUUAAAUUGUCAUAGAGCAGCAAAAUGUGUAGAAAUGCAGAGAAGUACUUGUAUGGGUACAAGAUUGUCAUAUACCACUACUACAUUGGAUCUUAUACCUGAACAUGUAACCCAAGAUAUUGUAGAGGAAAAACUACAUGUAUUGCAAGCAUUAAGACAUAUGCCAAAGUGUUGGGCAGUUGUUCAACCCCUCCUGUGCUCAAUAUUUAUGCCAAAAUGUAUCAAUGACACAGUGGAUUUACCAUCACAAGAGAUGUGUAAAAUGGUUUCAGGACCGUGUAGAAUCGUGUUCAAUCACACAAUAUGGCCAAGUUUUGUUAAAUGUGAAAAUACAGAUUUAUUUCCCAGACUAUGUAAAAAUGAUAUUAGAGAAUUGAAAUUUAAUAUUUCUGGUAAAUGCCUAAAGCCAUUAGUUCCAACUGAUAAUGCACUUGCUAUUUUUGAAGGAGUUGAAGGUUGUGGAACACAGUGCAAUGAUCCACUUUUUACACCAGAUGAGCAUAAGCAAAUUCAUUCUUUUAUUGCCUGGGCUGCAGGCAUCUGUGGUUCAUUCAAUUUAUUCACAGUUAUAACAUUCUUAAUUGACUGGAGAAGUGCAAAUAAAUAUCCAGCUUUAGUUGUAUUUUACAUAAACUGUUGCUUUAUGAUGUCCUGUAUUGGAUGGCUUGUUCAAUUUACAGGAAGCAGAGAAGUAAUUGUGUGCAGGAAAGAUGGAACCUUAAGAAUGAGUGAGCCGAGUGGAGAGAAUUUGUCAUGUGUUGUAGUGUUUGUUCUUGUGUAUUACUCUCUUAUGGCAGCUAUGGUAUGGUUUGUGAUCCUUACAUAUGCUUGGCAUAUGAGUUUUCAAGCAUUAGGCAAAAUCCAAGACAGGAUUGACAAGAAGGGCUCAUACUUCCAUUUAAUCGCUUGGUGUUUACCACUUGUCCUUACUGUUACAAUCAUGGCAUUAGGGGAAAUUGAUGGAAAUAGUGUUACUGGUAUAUGUUUUGUGGGUUACACUAAUCAUGCAGUCAGAGCUUGGUUUUUGCUUGGCCCUGUGUUGAUUGUCUUACUCGUUGGAGGUUAUUUCUUAUGCAGAGGAUUAAUUACUUUGAUUCGACUAAAAAUAAGCAGUCAAGAAAUCAUAUCUGAAAGAGCAAGUUCUAAAAUACGAGAGACCAUUGUGCGCACGGGAUUAUUCUCGAUUUUCACAUUCGCUGCAGUUGUGGUGACUUUUUAUUGCCACAUUUACGAAUUUCAACAUUCGGAAGAAUGGCGUCAGAGUUUUAGAAAUUACAUGAUAUGUGCAAUAACAACAAAGUAUUUGGAUAUUUCGGAAUGUAAAAUGGAAGUACGACCGAGUGCAGCUAAAAUGCAAUUACACUUGCUUUCACCAUUUUUUGCUGGUAUUCUUAUGUCUUCAUGGGUGUGGACUGGUUCAACUGUAGAUACUUGGACCAGAUUUCUUAGACGAACAUUCAACUGCGAAACAGAAGAGCCUAUUAGACUGAAGAAACACAAAGUAAUUGCUCAAGCGUUUGCAAAACGGAAGACAUUCAACAACGCUGGCCGAUUGUCUAUUAGCUUCCAUAACACCCACGAGGAUCCAGUCGGUUUAAACUUCGAUCUAAACUCUGUAGCUUCUCAGGAUUUCAGUUCAACGUGGGCAGCUGCUUUGCCAAAGCUAGUUACUCGUAGAGGUGCACUCGUUGGUGGUACAACGGGCUCUGUAUCUAGUAACAGGAGAAAUUCUGUGGAUUCUGAAAUCAGCUUUAGCGUACGUCGGGUGUCCGUGGAAUCUAGAAGAAACUCUUUGGACUCACAAAUAUCAGUUCAAAUAGCUGAAUUGAAGACAACGCGGAAAGUCGCUAGCAGUUCACGCGGUCGACGCGGGAAACGACGACGAGACUUCGGAAAAUCUAGAUCAGGUAAAGUAGGUCCGCUGUUUAGAAGAGGCAGUACGACAUCACAGGAAAGUCAGCUCGGUGCACAGAUAUUAUCGGCGUUGACUAUAGGUGGCAAUUCGAAAGUACCGCCCAUUCAAGUGCCUAAUAUGAAGAGACGAUCGGCUAGCGCUGGUUUGGAUGACCGCGCCUUGAAUCCUAAACUAUUCGAUGGGAAGAAUGCUGGGAUGCUGCUUCCGUUUCUAUUUCCAGGGCAAAGUGGCAGUGAUGAGAAUUUAAGUAGUGAGGAGAAACGGCAUCAAGAAAUAUCAGGAAAAGACGUGGAUAUCGAAGGAGGAAAUAUGGAAAAGGACGAUCAAGACAGUGACAGUGAUGACAGUCAACCAGAAGAAGAAGCUAAAAUGUUAGAUCCUGAAGAACCUCAUGAACGUAGCAAGAGUAAAAUUAGCAACAAGAGUUCGAAAAGUUAUGGUCACGAGAGUGAUAGGAGGAGCAGAGAAGGCCGUAGGAGCAAAUAUUUGCUCCAAGAUGAAACCAUUUUAAAGCACUUGUUUCAAGAAUCCAGUGAUAUUAAGUUGAAAAGCGACGCAGAAAUAAAAGAGGUAUAUAGAAAAGCUGGAAUGGGAAAUCUGGCAUCUAGUUUAAACUCGUGUUCUCCUGAAUUGACAAGACUAAUGCAGUCCGAGGCACAGACUGGCAAUGCUCGAGAAAUGGCAACGCAGACAUCGUUGCCAUUGGACAUUUUAGAAAUGGAGGAAUUAAAACAGAGCAUAGACGAGAUUAUCAAUAGCCGAAAUUGUAGCUCAAAGGGAACACAGAUCUCACCGCAAUUAAAUAAAAACAAAAAUAUCACUACGUAACGUCAGUAUUUCCUCCGACUUUACGUACAAAAACUUUUUGUAAAAAUGAUUUGCAAUAGAGUGAAGUUCAAAAUC
Molecule: messenger RNA, 3718 nt
Organism: Bombus pyrosoma
Lineage: Eukaryota; Metazoa; Arthropoda; Insecta; Hymenoptera; Apidae
Gene: smo
Product: protein smoothened
Exons: 8
Coding region: 695-3643 (982 amino acids)
Biological process (GO): central nervous system development; positive regulation of smoothened signaling pathway; commissural neuron axon guidance
Cellular component (GO): cilium; plasma membrane; dendrite
Molecular function (GO): patched binding; transmembrane signaling receptor activity
Source: RefSeq, a predicted model, not a curated record